Molecule: messenger RNA, 973 nt
Organism: Laetiporus sulphureus 93-53
Lineage: Eukaryota; Fungi; Basidiomycota; Agaricomycetes; Polyporales; Laetiporaceae
Exons: 2
Coding region: 14-814 (266 amino acids)
Source: RefSeq, a predicted model, not a curated record
GUCUUUCUCUACCAUGACUGUAUCCAGAUAUCUAUGCGACUUUAUCCUGGCUGGGUUGUUCAAGCUACUCUGGGCACCAUCCCUUGUCCCCACACCCAACGACACCGACGAAGUCCGUUUUAACAAGGAACACAUGUAUGACCCUAAUUGGCCGCGCUCCCUCGUCCUCAUCAUCCACCACACCCGCAGACCGUUCCACAAUUUCUUCUUACUCCUCUGGCCCUACCCUUGGCAUUUUGCUUUGCAGCCACUGUACUCAUCUUUCGAGUUUCUCCAGCAUCCCGAGCUUGCUGAUGAACUCCACUCUGACGACUUGAGGCUGCACUACUUCCCUCCGUAUCGUGCGCGAGAUACGCCACUCCGCUCGCUCUACCGCAUGCAUGCAUGGAUCUGUGCAGGAGGCAAGCAUCGUCCGCUGUUGGGUUACGAGACGCAAUAUUUCCUAUCGCACAUUGGACCAGAGUGGAAGCUCGAGAACUUGCCCGAUCCACAGGACCCGGACCCGGUGCGGUAUGCAGUGCUUGCGGGCCUCGUCGAGACCAUGGUCCUCUCGUUCAAUGAACGGUACUCAGAGAUGAAGCUCCCCAGGAUGGGAGAGGGUAUUUCGGUGAUGUACCGAAAGAAGCUGAAGAGGGAGGGGCGUGAGGUCGACUAUGCGACAUUGAAGGAGCGGGCACCUGAAUGGGUGGCGCCAGUUCCACCUGUGGAGGGUCCACCAGUCCAGCUGGCCAUGAUCAAGCAGGAGGGUGUGGCCAUUCAGUUUCGAAAGAGGAACAUCCUUAUCAGUGGGUCAGGGCACAUGUUCUGGGUCUGAGGCCUCACAGGUGUACCUUGCUAAGUAAUGCGAUAGACAUCGUUCUGCACAUUUUCUCACUGAUACUAUGCGCAUCUCCUCAUCGCCGUGAUUGCCUAUGUAUUCCAAAUGAAAACGAAACAUCAUAGCUGCUCAGACGUUUAUCACGAUCAUAUGUAC